GAACACUUCCGUCAUCAAGUGCAGUGAAUAAGGAUAAGCUGAACCAUCCAACUUCCAAAUUUUUAAAGAUACCCCCAAGCAACACACUAUAUAAUGGACAGCGGCUACAACAAUUACAACACCAGCUACGGCGGUAGCGGUGGAGGCGGCGGAGGCGGAGGAGGCUUCAUGCCCGGCGAGAUGAACAACAGUCCCUCGGGCGGAAAGGGCGACUACAACAACGCCACCCUCCGCCCGAUAACGAUCAAACAAGCGCUGGACGCAACGCAACCCUACCCGGAAGCGGGCUACCAGAUCGACUCCGCCGAGGCAGCGAGCGUGUGCUUCAUCGGCCAGGUGCGGAACAUCAGCUCGCAGAGCACGAACGUGACGUAUAAGAUCGACGACGGCACCGGCGAGAUCGAAGUGAAGCAGUGGAUCGACUCGUCGUCGGCCGGGGGCGACAGCAUGGAGACGGACGAGCAUGCCGGAAAGUCCGCCGGGAGCAAAUCCCAGCCCGAGGUCGACGGCUACGCCAAGGUGUUCGGGAAGCUGAAGUCGUUCGGGAACAAGCGCUUCGUCGGGGCGCAUUGCGUGCGCGCGGUCAAGGAUAUCAACGAGGUGCACGUCCAUCUGCUGGAGGCCGCGGCCGUGCAUCUGUUUUUCACCAAGGGGCCCGCGGUGAAUAGUGCUUCCGGGCAGGGGGGUGCGGGAGGUUCUGGUGCCGGGGCCGGGGCUGGGGCAGAUGCGUCGAUGGGCGGGGUGGAGGAUUAUAAUAGUGGUGGGCGGGCGUUGCCGGCGAUGAGUCCCGUGGCCAGACGCGUGUUUAACCUGCUCAAGACGGAGCCGCAGAGUAACGAGGGGUUGCAUGCGCAGUUGAUCGCUGCUAAGUUGAGUCUGCCCAUGCCCGAUGUCGCUAGGGCUGGCGAUGAGCUGUUGACGGCCGGGGUGAUCUUCUCGACGGUGGAUGAGCAGACCUGGGCGAUUCUGGAGUAUUAGGCUCCUUGUGGUCUGGGG
Aspergillus japonicus CBS 114.51 is the source of this 996-nucleotide messenger RNA. RefSeq names its product putative replication factor-a protein. The record is from RefSeq and is a predicted model, not a curated record. Lineage: Eukaryota; Fungi; Ascomycota; Eurotiomycetes; Eurotiales; Aspergillaceae. Gene Ontology annotation, molecular function: DNA binding. The transcript is spliced from 3 exons. The coding region runs from base 94 to 978 and encodes 294 amino acids. Gene Ontology annotation, cellular component: DNA replication factor A complex; site of double-strand break; chromosome, telomeric region. Gene Ontology annotation, biological process: double-strand break repair via homologous recombination; nucleotide-excision repair; DNA replication.